Zophobas morio is the source of this 1464-nucleotide messenger RNA. RefSeq lists its product as uncharacterized. The transcript has 2 exons. The record is from RefSeq and is a predicted model, not a curated record. Lineage: Eukaryota; Metazoa; Arthropoda; Insecta; Coleoptera; Tenebrionidae. The coding region runs from base 32 to 1261 and encodes 409 amino acids.
CGCGGUUUAUUUCUCUUGUGCAAAUUUAUUCAUGGAAGUUUUACCGAAAAGUGCUGUGCUAACACAGUUAUUAAAAAGCGUUUCGGAAGAAAACGGAAUCAAAAAUCAUGUAGUCACAAAAGCCAAAACAAACAAAAAAGGCGAAGGCUACCUCGGAAACAUUUUUAUGGUCACUGUCAAGGAUAAGAACAGCAACAGAGAACUAGAAGUGGUAAUAAAGGCAGCUUAUUUCGACAUGAAGAUUAGAGCAAUGGCCCCAGUGAGACAAGCUUUUCAAAACGAGAUUUAUUUUUUUACAAAUGUGUUACCUGCGUUUGAAAAAUUUGCCAAAGAAUGUAGUGUGUCCCAAAAUAUUGAUUUUGCGCCAAAGUGUUUGAAAGUGGCCGUUGAAGAACCAGAAGAAAUAUUGGUUUUGGAAAAUUUACUGUCGUCGGGGUUUGAAGUUUUUGCAAAAAAGGCAGUUUUGGAUGAUCAGCAUGUUCGGUUAAUUUUUAAAACUUAUGGAAAGUUACAUGGUUAUUCUUUUGCGCUGCGUGAUCAAGAGCCGCAGGAAUUCAAAAGAAUUGCGGAAGGAGUUUGCAACAUGUAUGAGGGACUUAUUAAAAGUGACUUUUUUAGUGAUCAUUUGGUGGAAAUUAGUAAAUUAGUGCAAAAUACUUUUAUACCUGAAGAGGAUGCUGAAGUUAUGAAGAAAUACCAAAAAUAUAGUGGAAGAAAUAUUGUUAACACAUUCUACGAUUUAGUUACACAAGAAGAAUAUUAUUCGGUGAUUUUACACGGGGACUGUUGGAGCAAUAACAUGUUGUUUAAAUACGAGAACACUAUCAACAGUAGAACGCCCAUACGCAUGAAGUUAAUCGAUUGGCAGUUAAUGAUGGUUGGUAGUCCCGUCUGUGAUUUGUCAUAUUUUUUAUACUGUGGGUCAUCUAAAAAAAUGUUUGAUAAUUUAAAUGAGUAUCUUCACGUUUACUAUGAGAGUUUCUCGUCCACUUUAAAAAAAUUGGGAAGAAAUCCGAAGGCACUGUUUCCGUUUUCAGUUCUCAAGCAACACUGGCAAAAAUAUUCCAAAUGGGGCAUGAUCAUGGCAUGCGUGCUUCUAAAGCUCAAGUUGACUAAUGAUGACGACUGCUUAAAUUUAACCGAUGGUUAUGAUAUAAAUGAAAUGUCUGAAGUAUUUGCAAAUGUAAAGUUUGAUGAAGCAGACUUCGGUAAGAGAGUGAGAGAGAUUUUGUGGCACAUGUCUGAAAUUGAUGCGUUAUAAAGAAAUAGAUAUCAAGUAAUGUAUUUUUUCACUAGUGAGUUAAAUAAACAAUAUGCAAAUACUUUUACAUCUGUUGAUAUAGAGAAGAGUUCAGAAAUAUUUUAGAGAGUAAGGAAUAAAAUAUAGUGAAGGCCUUUAUCUAAGUUUAUUCAUAUAACUUUUGUUUGUGUCUUGAACAAAUAGUAUCUCUACGAGUUGUAGAA